Molecule: messenger RNA, 2214 nt
Organism: Bactrocera latifrons
Lineage: Eukaryota; Metazoa; Arthropoda; Insecta; Diptera; Tephritidae
Exons: 11
Biological process (GO): neuropeptide signaling pathway
Cellular component (GO): membrane
Molecular function (GO): corazonin receptor activity
Source: RefSeq, a predicted model, not a curated record
AUGGACCUAAAAGCCGGUGGACUACUCGUGCCGCCAACUGUUAAGAAUUCAAGCUGCUCGCAUCCACGUUACACCAGCCACAAUUUCAUUGCACACAUCGGCAUUGCGGAGACCAUCGAAGCGGUGCUCAUACUCAUWUUGACGCUGGGCGUGAUUGGUGCCAAUGCGCUGGUCAUAUUUGUAAUAAACAAUCGUCGCUAUUCGCCCUACAUACAUCAGCAGCCGCGUUAUCUGCUCACCUCUCUGGCUUUAAAUGACCUCACCAUUGGACUGCUUAUCACACCGUUUGGACUGUUGCCAGCGCUCUUCCAUUGUUGGCCGUACGGCGAGAUAUUUUGCCAAAUACAGGCAUUGCUCCGCGGUGCGCUUUCCCAACAAAGUGCCGUUAUAUUGGUCUGCAUGGCCGUCGAUCGGUAUAUGUGUGCACUGCAUCCACGAAAAUACUAUCAGCACUCCAGYAAAAAGGGCUGUGUUGCCGUGUUGAGCUUAACAUGGAUCAUCAGUUUGACGGUGUUUGGUUUUCUAGUGCUGCCUAAAGGCUAUUACUUCAACAACACCGGCCUGAUGGCCUGCGAACCAUUCUACAGUAAGCCAUCAUAUCGUAUACUGUCCACCUGCGCACUCUACUUCCCCACAACCAUGGUGCUAAUGUACUGUUACGGUUCGAGUUUUCAUUUGAGCCGUUUCCGUUUGAACGAUCCAACCAUGCCACUAACAGCUGCGGUCCAUCAUCCGCAUCUCGGACAUCCGCCGCAUAUGUACCAACAAGCGUUGCAUGCUCAUCACAUGCAGCAUGGYGGCAUGGCGGGUGGUGGUAUGAGUCAUCAUGGACUGCCGCCGGGCACCACAACGCUACCGAAUACGCCCGUAAUGAAUCUCAGCAUGGCCAUGAGCAUGGGUUUGGGUGGUGGUGGUGKUCCAACGAAUAAUGUGACAAAGAAGAUUGUGCCCAUCCAGGAGAAACACUCUGCCGGCAAUACGUCACGUUCUAUGGCUGCCAUUUCGUUGGGUUUCAUUGUUAUGAUUACACCGUGGACGAUACAGGAGAUUGUCACUGCCUGCACGGGCUCYAAGCUGCCGCCUUUUCUGGAUUUUGUGGUAACUUGGAUUGCCUUAAGCAACAGUCUGUGGAAUCCAUUCAUGUAUUGGCUGCUCAAUUCGGAUUUUCGACGGCUGAGUAAACACUUAAUGCCAAAUAGGUGCUUCCCCACUGAGGACACGCCCGAACACAAAUCACCCUGUUGUCACAUCAAUUCUGAUUUUGAAAUCACAACGCUGCCACUGCCGCCGGAACCGCCUACCGGACGACCACCAAAGGGUGGCGAUGCUGCUGGCGAUAACAAUGGCAGCGAAGGCGGCAAUAGCUCCAGCGGUGGCGGCGGCAGCAGCAGUAGAGGCGGCGGCGGCAGUGGUAUACGCGGUGGCUCUGUGCUGGGCAUUUGCGCACGAGCACGCACCAACAGUCUCAGUCGCAGCGGAUCACAGCAGGCGCGCAAGAAUGCCAACAGCGGCGCCGGUGGCUGUAGUAACAGCAGUCACGGACAUCAUGGGCACAGUCAUCAUGGCGGCGGUGGCGGCGGUGGUAUGACUUUCACUAGCGUACGGCCCGACAUUGAAGGGCUCUCCGAAAAGUAUUGGGGUGAAAUACUGGAGCGCACGGUGAGCUCGGGUAGCCUGCAUGCGCUGACGAAAAGUUUUCCGCACGCAGCGCCGCAUCACUACUAUGCUGCACACCAUCAGCCGACACAUCAGCAAACGUUUCCGCCGCCACCGCACACCGCAACAAUGACAACAUCGUUUAGCAAACACAGCGAACUGAAUCUCAACUUGGCGUUGGCCGAACAGGAACGCCAUGCAGCCCUCAGCAAAUUUUCCAGUUCAGAGCCAAAACUGUGCGAACAUAUCUAUCAUGAUGCCAACUGUGCCAAAAAUAAAUCAGCGCUGGGCGCUGGCAGUGCUGCAGUGGCGUCGGCAACCGGACGCAGCAUACCGGAUAUUUAGUACGCGGAGAAUGUUAUAUUAGCAAACAAUCAAAUGGCGCGCUUUUGUGCGCGGGGCGUCGUCUGUGCUGGCGCGUCCAUGACAGGUGCUGGUGGUGGUGGCAUUGGUGGUCGCAGCAACACUUUAACCACCAAUCGUGUAGCUUGUCAUAGUCCGCCGGCGCGCAGCAUGUCCGUAUUAGUCGCGAUGCCGAUGGCCGAGUACCGGAAGUAG